Molecule: messenger RNA, 786 nt
Organism: Emericellopsis cladophorae
Lineage: Eukaryota; Fungi; Ascomycota; Sordariomycetes; Hypocreales; Bionectriaceae
Exons: 1
Coding region: 1-786 (261 amino acids)
Molecular function (GO): zinc ion binding
Source: RefSeq, a predicted model, not a curated record
AUGCCCUCCCUGCGGAUUCGCCCGAGAGGAGACGACUCCGUUCCCCCGAGCAUCCGUGCUCGCAAUGUGGGCGUGAUCAUUGGCUGCGUGAUUGGCAUUGCGAUUCUCAUCUUCCUCAUGUACGUUACCAUGCGUGCCCCCUCCACGCCCAACAAGACUGAUCCAUUUCCGCACAGACGGCGCCUGUUCGGCCACGCCAAGCGCAGCAGACGAGGGGAGAGCAUGCUAGGCGCGCCACACAAUGAACGCUCCAGGUACCUCGACACGGCACAGUUCAUGCGGUUCUGCGCCCGACGGGCCCAGCACAUGCAAAGGGCGCAGAAAAAGGAGCACCUGCUUACCACCGAGGAGCUCGACGCCGUGGCUCCCCUGACGACAUUGGGACAGGCAUCCGCGCCCACCGCAGAGACCAUUCAAACCUCGGACCUGGGCCAGAUCCGUCGUCCACCGGCCGCCGCCCUCCCGCUUGGCGCGAGACUGGACGUCAAGCCAUCGAUGCGGCCCAAGUUGCCGCCCGUCUUUUCACUGGCGCCGAUAGACGAGAAGAAGGACACAGCAGGGCGUGUCACGGUCCAGGAGGUCCAUGCUCCGUCAGAAGGACCGCGGUCGGACGCCUUUCUGUGUUCCGUGUGCCUGGGAGAGGCGCAGAACGAGGACGACAUCCGCAUCACGCCAUGCUUCCACGGGUUUCACGAUGACUGUCUCGCAGAGUGGCUCACAAUGUACCAGAAUCGCUGUCCGCUGUGCCAAAGGUGUCUUAAACCAGGGGGAAAGGAGUCAAUUUGA